Paecilomyces variotii is the source of this 809-nucleotide messenger RNA. RefSeq lists its product as hypothetical. Gene Ontology annotation, cellular component: mitochondrial matrix. Gene Ontology annotation, biological process: mitochondrial respiratory chain complex IV assembly. The record is from RefSeq and is a predicted model, not a curated record. Bases 195 to 584 code for a protein of 129 amino acids. Lineage: Eukaryota; Fungi; Ascomycota; Eurotiomycetes; Eurotiales; Thermoascaceae. The transcript has 2 exons.
AGGACCGCGCGGGCUCAAGAACAUCAGACGAUCGUCGGUGCCAUCCAUUCUCGACCAGGCCAAUUGAGCACUAUGUCUGCGGUUUAAUUGUCGUUGGACGCCUUUCAUUCGAUCACGCCUUGCUGCGCGCUCUUUUUUCCAUGAUUAUCCGGAACGACGCCAUCUGAAGGCAUUGCCUCGCUGCCACCGCAGAAAUGACUCCUCACCUGCAUCCGCGAUCGCGGACAACAUCCUCCCUCUUCGCCGCGACGCUUCUCGCUUCAUUCUUCGUCGUUGGCUUGCCUCACCUCUUUCCGUGCCCGGCACCCCACCGGACACUCGCGGAUUCCGAAAUGAUGGUCACAGCGGAUGGACAACAGAUUCAGAGAGUUCGGAGGAGGAGACGAAGAGAAUUGGAAACUUCUCAGCUAGGCAGCACCGUCUCCAGUCAACAGUUGCCGGCCACAGACGAUGAAGUCUCGACCUUCCUGCAGAUGGAAGAGGAAGCAGCCAGGCUAGAGAAAGUUGGACGAGAAUGCCCAGUCCCAAAGCCCGGUGGAAUAGUGGGAGAGAUACUCGGCUUUACAUCUCGAGGAAAGGAAUAACGGGGCGGUAUAUGUGAGGUUCUACGAUUUGAGCUGGCUUCGGCUGGUGGCUGCCAACUAGAGCGGCGUUACGCCCUCAUACCCAUGGCGAAACGCAAAAUACUCUCGUCUCUUUAUACGCAUAUCUAACUUUCACGGUGACUGUUUUUCAAUAUUCACAUAUUUCUUUUUUCUCGAAAAAUCGGCUGCUGGAUAAGAGUCUACGCAUUAGAGGAAGGCUAAGCG